This is a messenger RNA of Stylophora pistillata, 2347 nucleotides long. RefSeq lists its product as uncharacterized. NCBI's taxonomy places the organism in Eukaryota, Metazoa, Cnidaria, Anthozoa, Scleractinia, Pocilloporidae. The record is from RefSeq and is a predicted model, not a curated record.
GUCAAUCAUCAGCGACCACAGUAUCAAAAGCUUCAAAAAGCGUGAAGGUGAGGUGGUUGAAGUCUAGGGCGCUUCAAUAAUGAAUCCGGCAUUACAACCGGCUGACGCGUAAAUCAGUCAGUAAAAGGUCUAACCACUCUCAGACUGUUGUUCCUAGCCGGCUGAAAAUGUAUCGCAUUUUCCUAUUUCCUAUCGCACUGCUGGUGCCUUUGUGGACUCCAGCCUGUGGCAUAUCACUUUCCCCCGCAAACUGGACACAAGAAGAAUAUGACCGCUUGGAAAGAAUGUCGCUCAACCGCUAUGAGCGACCGAAGCCAUUGGCAGUUAGUGAAGGCAGAGGGAUGGUGGCAGGGACAACUGAACCUUUCGCUGUGCACUCGGGCAUGGAUGCUCUCAGGAAGGGUGGGAAUGCUAUGGAUGCUUGUUUGGCAACUGCACUUGCAGAAGUCACGCUGGCUACUGGUUCUUAUGUUUCGUACGCUGGUGUCACGCAAAUUCUAUACUACGAGAAGUCAUCCAAUAAGAUGUACAGUAUCAAUGGCGGCUGGAAUACCCCACUGAAAGGAGACCCGUCCCAGAUCCCCAAAGUUCACACUCCAGAAGCUAAUGGUGCGUCUGUUCUCGUCCCAGGUUUCAUUGCAGGGGUAGCUGACGCUGCAGCCAAAUUUGCAAAGUUUCCUCUCAGCACUUUGUUUGAGCCCGCGUUGUAUUUCGCUGAAAAUGGGUUUAAGAUGUCCGUUGGAAUGGCUUUCGCUAUCCAAAUGUACUACAACGACAUUACAUUGCUGAGAACAAGUGAAGGUGAAAAGAUUUUUACCAAUCCUGAGACUGGGAAACCAUACGUCUUUAACGAACUUUUCAAACAACCAGAACUAGCUGAAUUUAUACGAAGUGUGUCUGAGAACCCAAAGGAGUUCUUCUACAAUGGAACGUGGGCCGAGCAGAUGACGUCUCUGAUUAAAGAGGCUAAAGGUUUUAUUAGCUUAGAUGACAUGCACCGCUAUCAAUCGCAUUGGGAAGAGCCCUUCAAUACGUCAUACCAUGGAAACAAUGUAUAUACGUCUGGAAAUGACUACGGCGGAAGUGAACUAAUUGAAAAGCUGAAUCUGAUGGUAAUGGCGGAAAUUGGCCAAAAAUCUGGGUCUAACUACCUCACCAAUGCAACCGAAUUUUUCCGACUCGCCUCAAUCACUCGCUUUAGUUUCUUUGUUUCUGUUUUCUUGCACUCGACCCCUGAUGGCUUAUCGAUCUUGAAGGAUAAAUUUGGCCUUGAUUUCUCUAAUCGCCUCUCGAAAGGGUCUGCCGAAGCCAUUUGGGAGAGGAUCGGUUCCCCUGAAAAGAUGAAAGACGUCAAUGCCAUAAUUAAAAGACUGCUCGGUGGAGAGGAGGACAUAAAAGACUUUAUACAUGGGUCAGAUUCUGUAGUCGCAGCCGACAAGGAUGGAAAUGUUUGUUCCAUGAUUCACACCAUCAACAGUAAAAUGUGGGGAACAGGUCUUUUUGUGCAAGGAAUUGCUUUACCGCAUUCAGCUGCAAUAUUUAAGUCCUUCGUCAAGCAGACAGCUUCUGGGGGAAGGCUGUCAACGGGCCUUCAACCUGCUAUAGUAUUCAAGGGUGAGGAGUCAACCGGAAGCCAGCGACCAGUCAUGGCAUUGUCUGUUGUAGGAGAAUCAUAUCCCGUUGUGGUUCCACAAUACUUUACCAACCUCUUGGACAGCGGUAUGAAUCCUAAAGAAGCUAUGGAGUCCCCUACUUUUCUUUUGCCCAGCUUUUCAGAUUUUUUCCAAGCGGUUCCUAUAGAAGAGUUCUCAGUUGCCAACAACGUGUUGCAGGAAGUACGUAAGAUGGGACAAAACGUGACCGAGCUGGGGUACUUGAAGGCGUCUGGACCAAUAGGAUUAGGAGUGGCACUUACGAUAGAUGACAAUGGGCUCAUGUUUGGGUGCACUCACCCCUUGAGGAGAGGAUUGGCAGAAGGCGUUUAAACUCGAAUGCAGCCUUUUUUUCCUAUAGACUAACACUGUAGUUAAGAGACAUUUUGUGUCGGACUUUACGCCGGGAUGAAACUAGAAGCCUAGACGAGGAGGAUAAAUUCAUUUAAGCAGAAAGGGUACCAGACUAGCUCUAAUGUACUUAGUCAAGCUAAAACUCGCUGAAAGCAUUGCAGUGACAGUCUGUUUCAGUGCAUUACUUUGGCAAAAACAACAACAGUUGUUCGUAUUCACCUUACUACCCGACGGCUGUUUUUCUCGUUUUGUUCAGGAAUAUAGAUGAUAAUUUCGAAAAAUGAAAAUGUCAGUACAACACAUAGGGUUAAGUAGAAAUAAAAACUAUAUAUCACUACUGA